This is a messenger RNA of Cutaneotrichosporon oleaginosum, 1716 nucleotides long. RefSeq lists its product as uncharacterized. Gene Ontology annotation, biological process: regulation of DNA-templated transcription; DNA-templated transcription. Lineage: Eukaryota; Fungi; Basidiomycota; Tremellomycetes; Trichosporonales; Trichosporonaceae. The record is from RefSeq and is a predicted model, not a curated record. Gene Ontology annotation, molecular function: DNA-binding transcription factor activity, RNA polymerase II-specific; zinc ion binding; DNA binding.
AUGCAGGACCGCGGUUUGCGCAGUAACAUAGACCGCCGUCUUACUGCCGGCUCGAGCUCUUCGGACCAGCAUACCCCCAUCCUCGAGAUUCCAAGACAUGUCUUUCUGUCUCCUGCCCCCCACGCCACCUCUUCAGCCCUUAGCCGUGGGCACUCGCCACACGAUAUCGACCCCUCCUCCCUUGUCGGCCUUGGGAUAUCGAGCAGUGGCGGCCCUUCCCGGCGCGCUAGCAGCACGCCGAGCUCUCGAGCCGAUCCUGGACCUUCGACGUCGGCAGGCAGGACAUCGCCGCCGUAUGCUAAGAAGAAGAGCAAGGAUGACAAACCUGCCGGAAAGGACAUGCGCCGCAGCUGUGCCGAAUGUCGUCGCCUCAAGGCCAAGUGCGACCGUGUCUUCCCCUGCUCCAACUGCCGACGCCGAGGGUGUGCACUUGUCUGUCCAGACGGCGAUCUUGGAUGCAUGCAAGGCAAGCGUCUUGUGCUCGCCUCGACCGAGCAGCUCCACGAACGGAUUGCUCAGCUGGAAACCGCUCUAUUCCAGGUGAAUAGUAAAGUCUCGGCCGCUCCACACCCGCUGCUCGCCCCCGAAUUCCUGGAUGGGGGCUUCGCUUCGCAGCCCCAGCCAUCCACAUCUUAUGUCCAACCCUUGGAUGCAUUUGGGCAGACGAGUGACAUCCUCGAAGGGCUGGCUCUCUCCGAGAACCUCGCAUAUGGCUCCGAUGUCGACUAUGUCGCCGAGGCCGCAGCCACCGACAGUUUCUUGCCAGCGAAUUUUCGGCCCGAUGCUGCUCCUCGUACAGCUGUAAUGAUUCGCUUGCGAGGGAUUCUUGACGCUCGCCCGUCGCGCGAAAAAGCACGAGAAAUUGCCGACCGCUUCUUUUUGGAGUGCGAGUGGUUCAACUUUAUUCUGCACCGAGAAGAGUAUGACGCUCUUUACGAGCCAUCCGUCUAUGCUCCCACCGAGCAUAAUCCUUUGAGCCUGCACAAGCUUGCGUGCGUGCUUAUAGUUUGCGCCCUGCAGCUAUACCUCGACCCGGCACGCGACUUUGACGCUGUCGACGGCAAGGUGGCUCUCUACUGGGAUGCUGCUCAGCAAUGCUUCGACACGCGCUACGGCUGGGCCGCCACAGUGCCGGGUGUCCAGGCGCUUGCUCUCAUGACGUGGUUCGUCAGCUUUGCGCCCAAGGGCGGCGGCGACGUGGGGAAUGGAUCGACGGGCCUCUACUGGCUGCGUCGGAUGACUGCCGCGUGCGAGGAGCUGCAGCUCAACAAGGAGCCGCACCCCUGCUUAUCUUUGGGAGAGGCCAACUUUCGCCGCCGUGUCUUUUGGGAGGCCACCGCGGUGGAUUGCGUGGUCUCGCUCAGUCACAACCACUACACUGGCAUCCCGAUUGAGCAGGUCGAGGUGCGCUAUCCCUCCGACGUCCCGCAGUGGGCGAUCAUGCGCUACGAAUAUAUCCGCACAGUGUCGUACCCCGCCAUUGAACUCGGCUUGCGCCCAGACUCGAACCAGCUAUCGUCGCACGAGAUCCUUGGUCUGGAGGAGCUUCUGGCUCACUACCAACCUGAGGCCCAACCUGCGAUUCAUUGUCCCUAUCUCGUCGGUGAGCCGCUCCCCGAGUUAAGCGCGAGCCCGCUCUUCGACGUGUCCGCCAUCCAGCGGUCGUCUGUCAGCAUGACGCUCUACCAGAGCUAUUGUGAGUGGAUAUUUACAUGA